Musa acuminata AAA Group (dessert banana) is the source of this 5440-nucleotide messenger RNA. Its product is annotated as pentatricopeptide repeat-containing protein At3g63370, chloroplastic-like. The record is from RefSeq and is a predicted model, not a curated record. The transcript is spliced from 2 exons. NCBI's taxonomy places the organism in Eukaryota, Viridiplantae, Streptophyta, Magnoliopsida, Zingiberales, Musaceae. Gene Ontology annotation, molecular function: protein binding; zinc ion binding. Bases 708 to 3602 code for a protein of 964 amino acids.
AACAAAAGUCAAAAGCGAGAACAAGAAUCAUGAGCACUCCGAGCGUGGUUUCAACAUAAUCAUGUGAGUCAAUGGUGCUUAUCUCUCAUCUCUUCUCUUCAUCUUCCACAAUGAAAGAUGGCGUCCUUCCCCUCCCUCUAUCGAAGCAUAAGACAGAUGACUACAGUAAAGUAAAGUAAGGAUUCUAAUAGCGUUCCGCUGCCGCAAGCAACCGCUGCUACCCAAACCCCCAUUAAAGCCGAGGCCUUACGGUGGACACCCACAGCACCUACUCGUCUCGCAAGCAAGUCAAUGUGGAAGAAAUGUCUGAAUGUUAGGUAUAAUGGAUCAGAAUGUUAGCUAGAGAGAGAGACUCUUUCUAUUCAGAAAAAGAGUAUAUUAUUCAGUAUUUGUUACAGUACUAUCGCUACGUGUUCGAUGAAUUGUCUGUGAUAAAUGAGGCCAUAGUCGUUUCGGCAAGUGGCAGUCUCGAGUGAACGACCGGCUUCACACGGUCGAGUCGACGACGACGACGACCGUGACGGCCUUUUGUUUUCUUGAAGUGCCACGUAAUGGCAAUGUCGUGCCUUAUCGCACUGGGCUUUCCCGAAUCCCAUUCAAACCGUUGAGGUGUCCUUAGAGAGGGAAAGGGGACUCACGAUAUUUUGUGUCAUUGGGUCGAACCAAAAAGAAUUCACGUGCUUUGGACAUGAGCGUAGUCUUCCACAAUGCUUUCCCCAUUCCCCACGGCGUCGUCUGUUGGCAACGGCUUGGACAAGAAGCUGCUGUGGAUGGCCUUUUCCUUGCAGCAGCAGCAGCAGAAGCAGGCUUCCAUCUCGUCCGCCACGAUCCUAUCCCGUGUAGCUCUGCUCUCCCGCAAUGUUCCUGCAUCUACCUUGCCGUCCGUUAAAGAAGCUUGCAAGCAAGGAGACCUCACACAGGCCUUCCGCUCGCUGGCUAACUCGCCGCAGUGCCCUCCGCCGGACGCCUACUCAUCCAUUCUCGAGCUUUGUGCUUCCCGGAAAGCCCCACUGCAAGGCCAGCAAGUCCACUCUCACAUUGUCAAAUCCAAUUCCCUCUCUGAUGAUGGAUUUCUCGGCACAAAGCUCCUUUUCAUGUACGGGAAAUGUGGCCAACUCCGCGAUGCCGAGAAGCUGUUUGAUGAAAUGCCGAGUCGGUCUAUCUUCGCGUGGAACGCGCUCGUUGGAGCCUACGCUUCGAAUGACCGUCCUUCGUUGGCCAUAGCAACCUUUCAGGAAAUGCGUGUCUCGGGAAUACUGCCCGAUGCUUGCACCCUUGCUUCCGUCCUAAAGGCCUGCGGCGCGCUAGAGGAUGUCUAUACUGGGACUGCGACGCACGGUUUUGCAGUCAAAUGUGGACUCGACUCCACGGGUUUCGUCUCCAAUGCGCUCGUUUCCAUGUACGCAAAGUGUGGACGGUUCGGCUCGGCAAGGCAGCUGUUUGAGCGGAUGGAUGAGGAAAGAGAUGUUGUUUCUUGGAAUUCCAUCAUAUCAGCAUGUUUGCAGGACGGGCAAUUCUUUGAGGUUCUGACUUUGUUUAGAGAGAUGCAAAGGGCCAGCAUUCCGAUGAACUCGUAUACCACCGUCGGCGUUCUUCAAGCCUGUGCAGAACUUUCACUUCCGAGGUUGGGUAUGGAAAUACAUGCCGCUCUUCUAAAGAACGAUGCAAAACUCGAGAUUUAUGAGUGCAACGCAUUGGUCGUCCUGUACGCAAGAUGUGGUCGAAUCGGCAAUGCCAUGCAGGUGUUCUGCGAGAUGGAGGAGAAAGACACCGUGUCGUGGAAUUCGAUGCUGUCUGGUUAUGUUCAAAAUGGUUUAUAUCAGGAAGCCAUCGACUUCUUCCGCGAAAUUCUCGGGUUGGGUUUUGAAGCCGACCAGGUUUCGCUUAUAAGCGUCGCUUCUGCUUCAGGGAGGUCAGGGAACAGAUUGCAUGGAAAGGAAGUGCAUGCUUAUGCGAUGAAGCACGGAUUGGACUCCGAUUUGCAGGUCGGAAACACACUAAUCGACAUGUACACAAAGUGUCACUUGAUAGAUUAUGCCGAGCGUGUCUUCUAUAAAUUGCAUAGCAAGGACUGCAUUUCCUGGACGACAAUGAUCGCAGGUUACGCACAGAACUCUCGCUAUUCCAAGGCAUUCGAGCUGUUCAGGCAAGUUCAGGCGGAUGGAAUGAAGGCGGACUCGAUGAUGAUCGGGAGCAUCUUACAAGCUUGCAGUGGUAUGCUCUGUCUUUCCCUGCUGAAGCAAGUCCAUGGUUAUGCUAUCAGACAUGGCCUGCUGGAUCUGGUACUCAACAACACGAUCAUCGAUGUCUAUGGAGAGUGUGGAAAGGUUUCUCGUGCUUGCCAUGUCUUCGGAACGAUACGGGAUAAGGAUGUUGUGUCUUGGACUAGUAUGAUCACUUGUUAUGUCAGCAACGGGCUCCUAAACGAAGCUUUGUGUUUGUUCAGAGACAUGGUGGCGGCCGAUGUGGAACCUGAUGCAGUAUCACUGAUUACUGUGCUUGCUGCCGCUGCUGGUUUGUCAUCCUCGAUGAAAGGAAAGGAAAUCCAUGGUUUUAUGUACAGAAGACGGUAUCUCACCGAAGGAACAGUCAGCAGUUCACUCGUGGACAUGUACGCCAGGUGCGGAGACAUAGAGAACUCCUUUAAAGUAUUCGGAAAUGUCAGACGCAAAGAUUUGGUUCUGUGGACAACCAUGAUCGACGCCAGUGGGAUGCACGGCCAGGGAGAGGAAGCAAUACGCCUCUUCCGGGGACUGCAGGAGACGGGUAUAGUCCCCGAUGAGGUUACCUUCUUGGCCCUUCUCUAUGCCUGUAGCCACUCUGGAUUGGUAGACGAGGGAAAGUACUAUCUGGAUGUGAUGACAGGUGAGUAUGGUUUGGAGGCAUGGCCGGAACAUUACGCCUGUCUCGUCGAUCUUCUCGGUCGCUCUGGUAGGACAGAGGAAGCAUUCGAGUUCAUAAAAUCAAUGCCUGUGAAGCCGACAGCUGCCGUCUGGUGUGCUCUCCUCGGUGCCUGUCGAGUGCACCUGAAUCACGAGCUGGGCAAGAUUGCAGCGGAGAAGCUACUCGAGUUAGAGCCUGAGAAUCCUGGAAACUAUGUGCUCAUUUCGAAUGCGUUUGCGGCGACGAGGAACUGGGAAGAAGUGGGUGCAGUGAGAGCGAUGAUGGAAAGGAGGGGAUUGAAGAAAGACCCGGCAUGUAGCUGGAUCGAAGUGGGGAAGAAGGUGCACGCGUUCGUUGCGAGAGACAGAACACACAAGGAAUCAGUCGCAAUUUACUCGAAGUUGGCAGAGAUCAUCGAGAGACUCAAGAAGGAAGGAGGGUACACCGAGAACACCAAGUUCGUUCUGCAAGAUGUGCCGGAAGAGGAGAAGAUAAAGAUGUUGCACGGACACAGUGAGAGGCUUGCCAUGGCUUUCGGUAUGUUGUGUGCCCCGAAGGGAACACCAAUCAGGAUCACCAAGAACCUCCGAGUAUGUGGUGAUUGCCACGAAUUCACCAAACUCGUAAGCAAGCUGUAUGAGCAGGAAAUCAUCGUCAGGGAUGCCAACCGGUUUCAUCACUUCAGAGGUGGAUCCUGUUCUUGUAGAGAUUUCUGGUGAGUCCAAAGGUGUCUCAUGAGAUGUCUCUGCUUCUGGUGAUGGUUCUUAGAAGCUGUUGGGUGGCCUCAGAAUUGAAAUGAAAGAAGAGAGCAGAGUAAAUCGAAUGAUGGAAAUAAACAAGUAGGCUCGACUUGCUGCAGUACCAAUCCAAAUUUGAUGUCGAAGAUAUUAUAUGCAGAGGUCCGUCCCCUCAGCCCCACACCCAAAUACAAAAAAAGACAGGAACCUCCGUCACCGACCAGUAUCAAAAAGAAGAAAGCAUCCACUGGUGGAUCACACCUUCCAUGCAUGGCCAAAAACUACACUUCCCAUCAUCAUGCUGAAGAAGAAGAAGAAGAAGAAGAAGAAGAAGAAGAAGAAGAAGAAGAAGAAGAAGAAGAAGAAGCCUUCGUUUCGUCGAGGUCUCCAAGCCGAAAUUUAUAGGUACAGGAAGCGCGGAGAGGAAAAGUCCGGUCGCAGCGCGGGCCUUCUCCCCUUUUGUUGCAGUAACCUGGGAAUUUAUCUUUCCUGAAAUCAGCGCAGUCGACCAGAACAAGAGACCACUCGGAAGCAAGUUCCUCGAGGUUCCAUUGCGCGUACGGGCCCCCCAUCUUGUGGCUCACGUGGACCUCUCCAUGAGGUCGGAGCAUGCGGCAUGCGUUUCUGAAGAAUCCCAUCACCAACCUUCGGUGCAAACUAUACCACAAAGAUGAUCCGACAAAAUGAGAUCGAAACAUGCAAUCUUGGUGCGAAGCUACUACUCCAGGGAGUAAGCUUGGCGAGCGUUGCAAAUAGAGGAAGAAUAUCUAAGAUGGUCAAGGCACGUACUCGAUCACCGGCAUCAGGCCCUCGUUUCCUCUGAAUCCUGCAUGUGGGAAGUUGAAGACGAUCCGAUCAAAUCUUCGCAUCGUCAGCUCGCUAUGUAACUUCAUUGUCGUAGCAUCAACUCCGUGCAGCGUGGUCGCCCCCAUCUCCCGCAGGCUCUUCAGGUUCGAUUUCGCUUUGGAAUACUUUUGCAGCAGGUCAUCUGCUUCGCAUAGAUUCCAUCAACGAUGUACAUAGAAAGAUGAAUGGCGGCCACUAUUUCAUUAUACAGCCGAGGAAGUAAUCCAUGGAAUGAAGACGGGGAGGGUAUGGAAGCGAAGUAUUCCCGUGCCUGAUGAGCGAGUGUUAAGCCACUCCUUCCCGAUUAAGAAAUCGGAGAGAAACCCAUCAAAUCAAUGAUGCACAGGGAGAGAAACCUCAUCUUUCGAGAAACCACAAGAACGUUCGGGUGUACGUGUGAAACCAGCAAGAACAAGACGGGGGAGGAGGAGGGAAAGGGAAGACCGUAGGAGUCGAGGGAGGUGGCGACGAGGUUAUCGGCGGAGCCGAAGGCAUUGGCGAGCGCGAGCGAGAAGGAGAAGUCCCCUUCUCCGACCAGCAGUAUCUGCUGCGCCGAGGAGUAAUGGCUCAGCCAUUUCACUCGCACCGAGGAGUGAUGGCUCUGUUGUUUCAGUUUGGCGUUGGCAAACAGCAGCAGCAGCCCUGAGACUGACAGGAGCGACGGAUAUAUGGAGAAGCGAAGUCGAAGGGUCGCUCCUCCCCUUCGUCUUGGGAGACGAUAGCGAUCCCUAUAUCAAGCCGGGUGACUCAACCGUCUCAUCGACGUCAACUGUGGUUGGACUUCCCGAUGAGCAGGAGAAAACGGGUAAAAGCAACCACAUGCCGGAGACUUCCUUCGCACACAGGUAUAUUGUUAGAAGAAGACAUCUCUACUGUUCAAAUACUACGGCUGAAUGAGGAGAUCAGCAAAGGAAGAUUGAGGUGCCUCAUGUAGAAAAUAUUAUCAACGUAAUUGCAGCCCAAUCAUUCAUCGA